GAUAAUCGCAUCCCGGAUAAGAAUCCAGCUUCAAUGGUCCACAUCCGAAGGACUAUUGGACACAAGCAAGACACGAUCCAUGUCAACAAGAAGCUUAUGAAGCGAGGGGCCUUGCUCUCGCUCUUGGAAUCCGCCGGAUUUUCACGCCGCAAUCCGUACUACAUCGUUCAACAGGGUGGAAUUCAAAGGAUGGCCUUAUGCUCCAAUGAAACGAGGCUGGCCCUGGUCAAAGAUUUGGCAGGCAUUGCUGACUUUGAAUCACGCAAAGAAGAGGCCAUCAAGAAAUUGAGGAACUGGGAAAUGGAGAAAGAGGAAGUAGACAACAGAGUAGAAGAGAUAGAGAAAGAUUUCCAAAAGCUGAAGGCCGAAGGUCAAGAGCUGAAACUGUUCAUGAAGCUAGAGAAACAAAAGCAAACUCUGGUUAAGGUUUUGAGCUUAAGAAGAGCCAAUGACGUGGAUAAGAAGUUAGAAGAAAUUCAACCCAUCAAGGCUGCCUUAGCAUUGAAGAAAAUGGAAGCUGUGCAAGUUCUCGAAGUGGCUCAAGCUGACUUGAACGAAGCCCAGGCGUAUUUACAAAGGUCUGUUAAAGAAUUAGAGGAUAAGACGUGUACGCGAGAUGUCCUGCGUGAAGAAAUUGAUGAUCUGAUUGAAAACGAAGCAAAGCUAAAUGUUCAACUCAGCGCGCUGAAGAGGGAAAUUGGAGAGCGAGAGCAUUCCGAGCGAGGAUCUAAAGAGGAACUCCAAGGCCUCAAAGAGAAAUUGUUUGCCAAAGAAAACGAGUUGAAAACCAAAUCCAGGGAGCUCAAGAAGGCUACUGAAGAAUGCCAAUGGAAAGAGUUGGAGAUCGCCAAGCUGAGACAAGCUCAGAAACUCCACUAUUCGUCGAAAGCUUGGGACUCGGAUAAUUUCCGCUCGGAUGAUGAGCGACAAGAUUUCAUUCAACACGAAAUGACGGUCAUUGAUGAAGAUCUUCAUGACAAAGAACGUGAGCUGGAAGGAAUAGCUGAGGUUCACGACAAACUCAAUCAAGUUCAACAGAAACUGGAAGAGGAAAUACGAGUCACUCGGCGAGCGAUUGACGAGCAUCAAACAUGGAUUGACAACCUGAAAGCCAGCGCCGCGGAAAAAGUGGAAUAUAUGACGUCUCGCCAACAGUUGUCUGAUCUGAAAUCCAAAGAAAGUGACGCUAUGGCUCAAAUUCAAGAUACCCGAAAGAGGUUGAGGGAUCUCUUAGAUCUUAAGGAGAAAAACCUGACCAAGGCCAAACUUGUCAGUGAUAAACGGCAAAGUUUAAAAGCUGAGGAAAGAUGUUUGAUCUCUCGAUUGGAUGACCUAGUCCGAGAGUUAGAAACCGCCGCAGAAGCCGCUCAUCGCCAACAAAUGGACCGGACCCAACUGGAAUCUUCCAAAUGGAUGCUUCAAAAGAGUGCCUUCCAUCUCGGGCAAAUAGAUGACGACUCGGGGUUUGAGACAAGAUCCACCGAGGUGCUACAAAUUGACAUGAAAUUGCAAGAACUGACCUCCGAGUUGCAAGCCCUGUUCCAAGUGAAAAAUCGGAUAGAAACCGAGCGAAAUCAACUCAAGAAUGACUUGGACAUGAAUCUCAAAGCCAAAUUAGACGAUCUCUCCACCAGCCUUUCCCAGGCACAAUCGAGUAAAGACACUCGGAAUGAAGCUCUCAUCUGCCAAUCCAAGUGGAAAUUGGUAUGCUCAAGGUUGAAGGAAGCCCAAGAGUCCUUGAAAAAGGUGGAGCAUCGACUCGCAAAGAUCGGUGGAAUCCGUUUCGAGAUCCAGGAUCGAGUUGACCAAAGCAAAUCGACCGUAAGCGAAGCUCAAGGCAAAGUGAAGGCUCUCAGUGAGGAGUUUGCGAAUCUUGCAGCCAAAGAAGCCAAACUCAAAGCAGUGUCGGAAGAAGAGAAAGAUAAGAUUGGCAAAUUAGCCGAAGAUGACGUCGCCAAUGAAUACGCUGAACGAGAUACCAAGAGUCUUCUCCAGGAAUUCAAAAAGGUGCAGAAAGAAUGGGAGAAGUAUCAAAACGUAAACCGGCAGGCAAUCGAUGAUUACUUGCGUUUAGAGUCGGAGAAGAAGAAAUUUGCCAAGCUCCUGGAGAAUUCUGGCCAAAACCAUGACAGGAUCUCUCACUUGCUCGAAGACAUCGAAGUGCAUCGGAAAAACAAGAUCCAUUUCACCUUCAAUCAGAUCUCAAAAUACUUCAGCGAAAUAUUCAAUGACCUCGUUGUGGAUGGUCGAGGCAAAAUGAAGUUCAUCCUCAGGGACAACGAUCCGGAUGAGCCCCUCGGGAUCGCGCUCAAAGUCCGCUUCUGCUCUUCAGGUGACCUUGUAGACCUGAACCAUUUAUCAGGGGGUCAGAAAUCCAUCGUGGCCAUUGCUUUCAUCUUCGCCAUUCAAAAAUGCGAUCCAGCUCCCUUCUAUAUUUUGGAUGAAGCCGAUGCGGCUUUGGAUUCCAAUCAUCGUCAUCGAGUCAUCCAGUGGAUGGCCAAUCAGAAAAUGCAAUUCAUUUGUACCACUUUUAAACCUGAAUUCUUGUCUAAAGCCGAUCACUGCAUCGGAAUUAGGCAUUCAGGCGUGUCUUCCGUGGCUCAAAUUGUGAGUGCGCAAGAUGCGCACAAUUUUGUUGAACAACCAGAAGAUGACGAAGAACACCCCGGUGACACUCCCAACAUGGAGCAUUAACCCUUCCAUUGAUUAUAUGAUAUUGACUCGUACCAAAUUCUCUGUUUUCUCGGUAAUCUUGUUGAUCUCCCGCUACUUUACGUACCGUGGAUGAUAUGUUAUUGCAAUAUCCUCAAUCUUUGUUCUUUUAAUAGAUUAUCAUGCGGCAAAUCG
Molecule: messenger RNA, 2847 nt
Organism: Tigriopus californicus
Lineage: Eukaryota; Metazoa; Arthropoda; Copepoda; Harpacticoida; Harpacticidae
Product: structural maintenance of chromosomes protein 3-like
Exons: 2
Coding region: 34-2694 (886 amino acids)
Biological process (GO): mitotic sister chromatid cohesion
Molecular function (GO): cohesin loader activity; double-stranded DNA binding
Source: RefSeq, a predicted model, not a curated record